Penicillium canescens is the source of this 1461-nucleotide messenger RNA. RefSeq names its product F-box domain protein. Lineage: Eukaryota; Fungi; Ascomycota; Eurotiomycetes; Eurotiales; Aspergillaceae. The record is from RefSeq and is a predicted model, not a curated record. Gene Ontology annotation, molecular function: protein binding. The coding region runs from base 1 to 1461 and encodes 486 amino acids. The transcript has 4 exons.
AUGCCCACGCAGUCACCUCCGGAUAUGCAGGCUAUGUUGGAUAACUUUCUAGCUCUGAAAACAUCGGAUCGUCGCAAAACGGUUAACGCCAUCCUCAACGCGCUGACUGUUGACGAAAAGCGCGACCUCAAGCGCAAAAUGGAUAAUGUUACCUUCCAGGUUGAUAUUUGGGGUUCGUUGCCACCUGAACUUCGGGACCUUGUUGUGAAGGACCUGAAUCUACAUGACCUUUUUGUACUUCGACGUGUAUCCAAACUGUGGAAUAAAACGCUCUCUUCCCCGAGCGUACUCCGUUCAGCGUACAUGUACGCAACAAUCACCGGAAAGCACGUUUUAGAUACCCUACCCGCCGAACAUGUUGAAAGAUGGAUCAAAAGAAGAACAAAAGCAGAACAAGGGCGACCAUUUGCUGUGGGCAAAUUAUUGGUUUCUCCAGACCACCUGGAUACGGAGGACGAGCAAAUGUCCUAUGCAAAUGGAAUGUUUGCCUGGGUUGACACGGGGACAGACAAAAGCUCCAUUUGUCUCGUGCAUUUAACCACUGGUGAAAAAAGGCACUUUACCACCGAUAAUCGGGAAACGCUGGGUAAUAUCCACGUAUCUGAUACAUUGGUCGCGGCGAUAUCCAUGCGAGGGUAUUGCCAUGUCUGGGAGAUCAUGACCGGAACCCACCAGUCCUUCCGCCUCACGUCCUUGAGCUUCCAUCACUUCUUGACGCACGGAGUCAAGGUGAUGAUAAGUUAUGAGGACAACAUUAUUCAUUUCUGCUUCGCCACCGGAAUUGCUCGCACGUUCGCAAUCGAGGGCCUGAUCUGUUCGGCCUCUCUCCACAAAAGUGACGACGAGGUGUCUCUUAUCUGUAUCCGCGACAAGACCGGCCAUGGCCCCGAAUUAAGCAAAGCCGAUUAUCACCUGCAGGUCGAGAAGUACACCGUCGAUACCAAUGUGUUUAUCCGAACAUGGUCCCGCUACGAAGAGCUUCCCUUUCAAGAUGGCGUUUACCGACGAUUAGGGCCCGACGAGACUUUGAGAGCAUACCAAGGCCAGGUUUCCUCAAUGCUGUACCCCUAUGAAAGGACCAACCCAAGGCUCUAUCUUUCACUCACGGACAGCGACCAGAUAGCUGUACAUCGCAUGCCAGUCCUGCCAGGUCAUAUUGAAGAUAUGGAUGUGGCCUGGUUCGAUCAGGGAAUGGCAUUUUUUACACAGCUACAAUUCGGCGGAACCCGCCAUGUGAACAUUGGCGUUGGUCGUGAAAGCUUGAGCAGUCCCAGCUCUUCAGGAACAUUGUCCUACGAACUUACCCUCGCACGCCUGUUGCCUCACCCGCCCCAGCUAGAUUCCGUUCACCGCAUAUGGGCAGGCGAUGGAUUUUUCCUAUACCUUGGGCAUUCCGAAGUCUGGGUUUGGUGCUUCGAUGAGGAUUGGAACCCUUCCGGCGCGCUUUCACUGGCAUCGUAG